Cavia porcellus (domestic guinea pig) is the source of this 1347-nucleotide messenger RNA. It is a transcript of the gene Hsd11b1, whose product is annotated as hydroxysteroid 11-beta dehydrogenase 1. Gene Ontology annotation, biological process: steroid catabolic process. The transcript is spliced from 7 exons. NCBI's taxonomy places the organism in Eukaryota, Metazoa, Chordata, Mammalia, Rodentia, Caviidae. Gene Ontology annotation, cellular component: endoplasmic reticulum membrane; intracellular membrane-bounded organelle. Bases 141 to 1043 code for a protein of 300 amino acids. The record is from RefSeq and is a predicted model, not a curated record. Gene Ontology annotation, molecular function: 11-beta-hydroxysteroid dehydrogenase (NADP+) activity; steroid binding.
UGUGAUGGGGUAAAGUUCAUAAUUUGGUAGGCUGGUUUUAAGUUGAAAAACUUCAUAACACCACAUCCUAAUUUCUUUUUCUGAGGAUUAUUCCUUAAGGAAGUCUUGCUACAGGGCUCCUUGGGCCAAGUCCCUUUCUGAUGGCUUUUCUGAAAAAAUACCUUCUCACCAUUCUGAUGGUCUUCUUGGCCUACUACUACUAUUCUGCAAAUGAGAAGUUCAGACCAGAGAUGCUCCAAGGAAAGAAAGUGAUUGUCACAGGGGCCAGCAAAGGGAUUGGAAGAGAAAUAGCUUAUCAUCUGGCAAAGAUGGGAGCCCACGUGGUGGUGACAGCGAGGUCAAAAGAAGCCCUACAGAAGGUGGUGGCCCGCUGCUUAGAACUUGGAGCAGCCUCAGCACACUACAUUGCUGGCAGCAUGGAAGACAUGACCUUUGCAGAAGAGUUUGUUGCAGAAGCAGGAAAUCUCAUGGGAGGACUAGACAUGCUUAUUCUCAACCACGUCCUCUACAAUCGUCUGACUUUUUUUCAUGGUGAGAUCGACAACGUACGCAAAAGCAUGGAGGUCAACUUUCACAGUUUUGUGGUCCUGAGCGUAGCUGCAAUGCCGAUGCUAAUGCAGAGCCAAGGAAGCAUUGCUGUCGUCUCCUCGGUGGCUGGGAAAAUAACUUAUCCUCUGAUUGCUCCCUAUUCUGCAAGCAAGUUCGCUCUGGAUGGAUUCUUCUCGACCCUUAGGUCAGAGUUUUUAGUGAACAAAGUCAAUGUGUCGAUCACUCUGUGCAUCCUUGGCUUGAUAGACACAGAGACAGCCAUAAAGGCAACUUCGGGGAUAUAUUUAGGACCUGCAUCUCCAAAGGAGGAGUGUGCUCUGGAGAUCAUCAAAGGGACAGCUCUGCGUCAAGACGAAAUGUACUAUGUCGGCUCACGCUGGGUCCCAUACCUGCUAGGAAAUCCAGGAAGAAAGAUCAUGGAAUUUCUCUCAGCAGCAGAAUAUAACUGGGACAAUGUAUUAAGCAACGAGAAACUCUAUGGAAGGUGGGCAUGAUGAAGGAUCUUGGAACUGUUCUGCACAAUGUUUUUCUGAGCUCUAGUCCUGAAGGUAUCUUCCCAGAGGAAUAACUAAUGCAUGCCCACCAGCUUAUAAGUUAUGGGGUACUUAUCACAACUGGAAGGAGUUCUUCUAAGACUUGCACAGUGGAAUUGUAAUUAUAACAAAUAUGAGCCACUUUACAGCCUGCUGUUUUAAAAAUGAUAGUAACCAUAUGUACAGUUUUACCAAAUUUAACUCUUAUGCUAUGAUGCUUAACAUGAUUAAUUAUAAUAAAUGUCAUAAAAUUCAUAAAUUCAAA